Ostrea edulis (European flat oyster) is the source of this 9534-nucleotide messenger RNA. RefSeq names its product mitochondrial nicotinamide adenine dinucleotide transporter SLC25A51-like. The record is from RefSeq and is a predicted model, not a curated record. The transcript is spliced from 7 exons. Bases 6009 to 7115 code for a protein of 368 amino acids. NCBI's taxonomy places the organism in Eukaryota, Metazoa, Mollusca, Bivalvia, Ostreida, Ostreidae.
UUGGUGAGUUGGACGCAGUCAUCGUUUAACGUGUCAGUAACAAGAAGUGUCAAAUAACCGAAAAGAUCGAGAAUUACGCUUUUCAGAGAGGAAAUAAACCUACCAAGAAGUGCAAUUUCUUUGAAAGAGCUUAAGGAUCCCCCUAUUCCCAUAGGGCCCACCUUCAAUAACUGUGACACAGAAGUAUCAGUCCUGAUAGGAAGGGAUUACUCAAAUGCAUAUUGACUGCUGUGAAGUUUUGCAUUUUCAAAACAGACUGAAAGUGAAACGGUGAUGUUUAAUGAAACUUCAAUUUUCUCUAUAUUCAUUUGUACAUCGUACGCUACAAAUAUAAUUAUCAUGCAGCCUGUAAAAAUGGAAGAGGUGAUUGACAAUGUUCACUCAGGUUUACUAAACACAGAAGGAUAGAUGCAUCCUCGUGUUGUGUGGAUUCAAGUGUGGUAAAAUCAUAACCCCAUGGGUCUAGGUUGGGGUCAGAAUAUUGGGUCAAAAUUCGUUGUGGAAUUAAAGAGGGGUAAAUCUUCCUCUGAAGAACAGCAGGGCCAGGUUGGCUUAGUGUCAUAACCUGUAUUUUGACGAAGACUGAGGCAUGCCAGGAAAGAUUGUCGAAAAAAAAUUGGAGAGCAGCCCAGCAGAAUUCGUAUGUGGUUGGGGAUCUGCAUUUGUCAACAUUACAGUCACAUUUCCUAUUAAUAAAGUAAUGUUUCGCCAACAAUUGUCAGGCGUCCGAACCUUCCCUGCACUCAGGCAAUUGCAAACCGAAGGACUAAGUAAUCUAUACAGAGGCUUCUUUCCUCCACUUAUACAGAAAACUGCUUCAAUGACACUCAUGUUUGGAAUGUACUACAAGUGUCGUAAUUAUUUAAACAAACAAUAUCCACAAAGUUCUGUGUUUUGCAAUAGUGUCAUUGCUGCUACAUUUGCAGGCGCUUUGGAAGCUUUGUUAUUACCUUUCGAGAGAAUUCAAGUACUAAUGCAGGAUAAAAAUUACAAUCAUCGAUUUGAAAAUGCUAGACAUGCUGCAAGGGAAUUGAACUCCAUUUAUGGCAUGAAAGAAUUUUACAGAGGUGGUUCUGCAAUACUCCUUCGUAACUGUGGCAGCAAUAGCUUAUUUUUUCUUGUCAGAGAUUAUGUAAUGGAUACUCUUCCACCACCUGAAACUGUCCUAAAAAGAACUACGCAGGAUUUCGUAUGUGGUGCUGCAUUGGGUGCAUUUCUUAGUACUUUGUUUUAUCCAGUAAAUGUUGUAAAAGUGAAGAUGCAGAGUAAGGUGGGUGGAACAUUUGAAAGCCUGCUUUAUACUCUCAAAAUUGUCCAAGAAGAAAGAAAUCAAAGUAUUCGAAAACUUUUUCGCGGAGUUCACAUCAAUUUUACCCGAUCUUUCCUUUCCUGGGGUAUUGUAAAUGCGACAUAUGAAUUUCUUAUGGUGAACCUCUUCGGUAGAAGUUCAAGAAGAAAUAAUUAGAGAAAAAAUACACAUUGUAUUAUUAUAUCAACAAUAUAUAUUGUAUGAUGUUAUUAAAAUCAUGAUUUUUUUCUUAUUAUUAGGUUUAUUAUGAAAAAUAUGUAUUUUGAUGUGUGAUCCCCUUAUCCACGAGCGGGUUCAGCCAUACAUGUACAUGUAAUGCUACAUGACAAUUUGUUUCAGAGGAUGGGGGUCAUCGAUCCCAAAACAUUAUGGUAGCUUUACCUUGUAUAUCCUAAACCAAGAUCGGUUUAUACAGUCCCUGAAACGACAUACUUUCCCAUUUGAACGUAAACAACAUUGUCCAUUGUACAGACUGCGACACACUUAGCCCGUGCUGAUCAUCUAUCUUCAAUCAGGGGAAGUAUCAGAGUAUAAUAUUUACCCUGUAUUGUGCAUGAAUCCUUAUACCAUAUAAUUUACUGGUCAGAGUAUUGCAGAUUUAUAGAUCAGGGAAUCAUUUAUGUAGUGUUGCACAAUUUUGUUUGUUAGAGUUACCCCCCCUUUGUACAUUGUUCCGGGUAUGUAAUCCUCUCCGGUUCAUUUUUUAUUUUGUUUACAUGAGGAUAGGAGGCCAUUUUGGCUGAUGUUUUUGUAGUUUCUGCUUGUUCCAAGCAUUGCAUGUGCCUUGUGGGUACACUCCUGCACCAUAUGUAAGUAAAACUAAGCAUUCACAUGUAUUUUCUUAAAGUAGUCUCUAUAACAUGUUCACAUAUUAUGACUGUUUGGACAGACUUAAUUUUUGGCACAUGUCCAUGUCUUAAAACAUUGCUAUGUAUCGAGUCAUUUUUAGUAAAUUCAGUGCUACAGUUCAUUUCAUACUAGGAUAGGUUUAUCAUAUCUUGAUGUAUAUUAAAUGGGUUAUAAGCCAUUGUAAAGUUUUAUUAUGAAUGUAAAUUCUAUAUCCUCAGUCAAUUUAGGUAUAUUCUGCAUACAGCUCAAUAGUGCAUAUAAUAUUCUUGUGAUAGCUUAAGCCUGUUUCUGAUCUAAUUUUAAUUUCAGAAUUUUGACUUGUAUUUGACCUAAUAAAUUGUUACCUUUUCAAGUCUGUCCUAUUUGUCUACAAUUGAUGUCUUGCUUAAAGUUGGGGUCAUUGUUUACCAUUUAACUGUACUAUGAACUUUUUGUAAAUUUGUUUUUUCAUUAUUUUCAGUCUCUUACCACAUGCACGUUCAAUCAUUCACUUAAUAAAAGUGACCCACUUUGAAGGUGUUGAUUACUGAAUUGGUAGACUAUCUGCACAGAGGCAGAAUAGUAAGAGAAUAUGACGAGGAUCAAAGACUGAGAUCAUGGCAACUGAUAAAGAGCAACAGGAUACGGAACCUAGACUUCGGGUUAUGACGGAGAAGGGCCAAGCAUUAUUUGACGAUAAAUUCUUAAAUCUGCAGGAAGGGUGCACGAACUCAUGGAGGGAAAUAGAGGACGUCAUAGCGAAUUGUGAUAGUGACAAUAAUGACCGGAAGUACUUAAGGGAGACAAGACCGUGUGGAUUCUAUGUUCAAACAGUACCUCAGGCAUAGUCAAGGUUUAGCAGACUUUUUAGCAAGAACACGGACUGAUCAAUCUCUACAGAAACUAGAGCAUCAUGAACUUCAGUAUCGCAUACAUUCGGAUAUAACAUUGAAAUUUCGUGACAGUCUACAUGAAAGAUUACUUGAACAAGCUGAACGACUUUCAGAGAAGUCCAGGACUUCAUCACAAGCUUCAAAGACACCGUCCGAAUUACUUAAGAUUCGAGUGAAGGCAGAAACUCAACAGUCGAGGCUUAAAUACCUAGAGGAGCAGACAGCUCUAGAAAAACGAAAAGCAGCCACUGAUAUUGAUAUAUGGGUUUCAAAAGAGAAAGAAGCGGCAGCCGUGGCAAAUGCCGAACUGAAUGUCGUUGAAUAUGAUCGCGGAUCACAAGGGAAGUGUUCAGUUGGACAUUGACCAGGAACUUGUAGAACAGACGGCUGAAGCUGAAGCUUAUGUGAAUUCACAGGUCAGCAACCAAUCGGAGAUUCGUGCCAACCAUGUUCAACAUGAUGACAUCUCAUAUCAUCCAAGAAAUGGACCUGUAAGCAUCACUUCAACUCAACCAGACUUUCGUCUUCCUAUAACUGGUCAUGUUAGAUCUCAUGAACAACCACCAAUUGUUGACAUGAGCAACUACCUCUUAAAGAAAGACUUACUCUUACAUCGCUUUACUGCUUUUGAUGACUCUGCUCAAAACUAUACAGUGUGGAAAGUUGGCUUCUUAAGUAUUCUGAAGUAACUGAAGGUGUCACCCAUAGAAGAAGUGGACCUAUUGACAAAAUGGUUGAGUCCCGAAUCCAAGAAAUACGCACUCUCCAUACGCUCAGCUAACACAUUCCAACCCGAGAGGGUUUUAUCUCUGAUAUGGGAUCGCUUAGAAGAUCGCUACGGAAACCAGAGAUGGUAGAAGCUGCAUUGAAUGCAAAACUUAGAAAUUUUCCAAAAAUCACUGAGACAGAUCCAAAGCGUUAUUAUGACCUGCUCGACUUACUGUAUGAGAUCGAGCCCAACAAGCAAGAUCCAAAAUAUUCUAGACUACUUGGAUAUUAUGACACUUCCUCGGGUAUACUACCUAUUGCUUGUAAACUUCCCAACCACAUACAAGAUAAGUGGGCCACCCGUGCAUCGCAGUAUAAACGUUUAAACCAUGCCCCUUUCCCACCAUUCAGCAUUUUUGUCAGUUUUAUAAAGGACAUUUGUGAGUUGAAAAAUGACCCCGGUCUAGUUUCAAGCACCAGAUAUUCAUCUGACAAGAAGAAGGAACCUACAAACAAAGUAUUUGUGCGAAAGUCGGACAUUAGUGCUGAAACACCAUCGUCAUCUACACGGUGCCCUAUACACAAGGCUGAUCAUCCCUUGGAACAAUGUCGUACUUUCCUAGCAAUUACAUUCCCGAGCAAACGUGACUUGAAAACUAGAGAACUCUGCUUCCGUUGCUGCAAGGGAAAACAUAAGGCGAACAAGUGUAACUAUAUAAAGUGACUUGUGAUGUGUGUAAGGGUGAUCGUCAUAUAACCUGUAUGCACUUUCACAAGGACCCUGGACAAGAGAUUGGCGGGGAGAAUUUGUCAAAAGAAAUUGUAUUUGUGAAGGGAGAAGAAAAUGUGGUCACGUUGUCUUGUACCCAAUUGUGCGGGAUGAAUAACGUAGACCGAUUUUGUGGAAAGAUUGUCCUUGUGAAUGUGUACCCUUCUAACAGACCAAAACUAGCUCUUAGAUUAUAUGCUAUGGUAGACGAUCAAAGCAAUAGAACUUUAGCUCGCUCCAAGUUUUUUGACCACUUCGGAUUAGAGGGUAAUGACUGUAUCUUUACAUUGAAUUCCUGCAGUGGUAGCGUUACAUUUUCUGGGAGAACAGCAGAGGGAUUCGUCAUAGAACAGAAGUUGUGCUUACCCAGGAUCAUAGAGUGCGAUAAAAUUCCGAAUAAUCGUAAGGAAAUACCGACUCGUGAAGUUGCGUCUACAUAUCAACAUAUGUUGGAUAUUGCAGGAUUUAUCCCAGAUUUGGACCAAACAGCGGAGAUUCUGCUCCAAAUAGGAAGAGACUUGAUCCAAGCACAUCACGUGAUUGAUCAAAAACUUGGGCCUCCAGACUUACCGUUUGCACAGAAACUGUACUUAGGGUGGACAGUGAUAGGUGAAAUGUGUUUGGGCAGUGCUCAUAGGCCCCAACUCCAUUGUUGUUAAUAAGACUCAUGUGUUGAAUAAUGGGCGUAGUACCGUACUUGAACCUUGCGAUUCAAAGCUAUUCAUUACACAAGGAAAAACUUGUCAUCAUGGUGCUGGUUCAUGCUCGGAAAUAUUCCAUACAACAGUGAAUGACGAGACUCCAGGAACGUCAACAGAGGACCGCCAGUUUCUAGAAAUAAUGAACAGAGAAUUUUAACGGGAUAUUCAUGGAAAAUGGACUGCUCCGUUACCUUUUCAAUCUGACAGGCCUGUACUUUCAAAUAAUUACACCCAAGCAGUGAGACGUGCUAAGAUCUUUGAUUCCUCAUUGAGAAAACCCCCCACAAAACUGAGACAUGCGUUAGAAUUCAUGAGGAAUAUCUUGGACAGAAAUCAUGCAGAGGUAGCACCUCCUCUGAAACCAAAUGAGUAAUGCUGGUACCUGCCGAUAUUUGGGGUGUACCACCCACUCAAACCAGAAAAGAUUCGCAUGGUGUUUGACUCUUUGACUCGUUUCCAGGACUUGUCUCUAAAUAGUGUACUUUUGUUGGGUCCAGACCUUACGAACAGUCUCAUUGGAGUGUUGAUGCGUUUUCGAAUGGAAUCUGUAGCUGUGACGGCAGAUAUUGAGCAGAUGUUCCACUGCUUUGGUGUCGCAGAGAAACAUAGGAACUUCUUAAGAUUCUUAUGGUACACAGACAACGACCCAUCCAAACCUCUAACAGAAUUCCGCAUGACUGUUCAGGUGUUUGGAAACACCCCAUCACCUGCUGUGGCUACUUACGGAUUUCGACUAGCUGCCAUUCAGGCAGAACACAGUUUUGGAAAAGAUGUAAGAGAGUUUGUGGAACGGAACUUUUAUGUGGAUGAUGGCCUGGUAUCUGUACCGACGACCCAAAAAGCCACAGACCUCGUACAUCGCACUAAAUGCCUUAAUGACUCAUGGGAAUCUGAGAUUACACAAGAUUGCAUCUAAUGAUCCUAGCGUGAUGCAGAGCUUUGAUGUGAAGGAUCUAGCAAAGGACUUGAUAGAACUUGAUAUCACAGAUGACGAUCUGCCAACUCAAAGGAGCCUAGGACUAGUGUGGGACCUUCAAAAGGAUGUCUUUGGGUUUAGACUCAGUAGGAAGGAAAAACCAUACAUUCGAAGAGGAGUUCUGUCCUCUGUUAACAGUCUGUACGACCCUCUAGACUUCAUCGCCCCUAUCACUAUUCAAGGAAAGCUACUCCUCAGGGAAAUGACGCAGACCCCAUGUGUAGACUGGGAUGCUCCCUUACCAGAAGAAUUCCUGAACAGAUGGGAUGAUUGGACUCAAUCAUUAUCUCAUCUUGGGAAACUGAAUGUACCACGGAAAUACCUACCUAUGGGCUUCUCUCAGCUUAAAGAGAAGAAAGUACUGGUUUUCACAGAUGCCUCAGAAGUGGCUAUUACUGCCGUAGCUUACCUGUUUGAUGCUCAUGGUCGAGACAUCAAUCUGGGUUUUAUUAUGGGAAAGUCCAAAGUUGCCCCCAAACCAGCGACAUCUAUACCACGCUUAGAGCUGUGUGCUGCCGUCCUGGGGGUGGAGAUUGCUAUUAUUAUAAGGGACCAACUAGACAUCAGUGCGGAUCAUAUCAAGUUCUACACAGACAUCAGAAUUGUUCUAGGUUAUAUUUACAAUCGUACCAAGAGGUUUUUGACCUAUGUAAGCAACAGAGUUCAGAGAAUUCUAAGCUUCGCUCCAUCAUCUCAAUGGAACUUUAUACCUACGGACCAGAACCCAGCAGACCAUGGUACUAAAUCUACUGUUGACAGUGCAUUGUAUGACUCAUGGUUGCGUGGACCUAUUGAAUGGCUUCACACAGAAGAUAACGCAAUUCAUCUUGCCCAAAUACAUGAUUUGGUGGAUCCAGCUAUGGACAAAGAAAUCAAACAGGACAUUGUUGUUUGCAAGGUAGAAACGUCUACCCCUUUAUCUUGGACGUAGCGUAGCUUUGGGAAAUUUUCUUCAUGGAAGAACCUUGUAAUAGUCAUCAUGUGCCUCAAACGGGCCGUCCAUACUGUGACAUACCGAAACAACAGUAGCAGUACGAACGAUGAAAUGUUCGAACAUGGCAGUGAAUACAGGAAGGCAGAGGAGCUCAUAAUACGUCACGUCCAAUCAGAAGUCUAUCAAAAAGAAAUUACUGCUGUUAGAGAUGAAAGACCCCUUCCUAGAAGCAGUUCCAUCUUAAGAUUCAACCCAUUGUUAGAUGAAGAAGGCAUGGUACGCGUCGGUGGUCGACUAAAACGAGGUGACUUUGAUUUAGGGGAAAGGAGUCCCAUUCUUGUACCAGGAAAUCAUCAUAUUGCCAAACUUUUAGUUCUAAACUUUCAUGAGAUAACACACCAUCAAUGACACCAUUUUACGGAGGGAGCCAUCCGCAGUGCAGGAUCAUGGAUUACUGGUGCCAAACGUAUCGUGUCAUCAGUGAUUUACAAAUGUGUGAGCUGCCGCUGAGGGCGUGGAAAACUUCUUACUCAAAAGAUGGCUGACUUACCCCCAAUACGGUGAAACCUUCACCUCCAUUCACUUAUGUCGGAGUGGACUGUUUUGGGGCAUGGAAUGUAACAACUAGGCGUACUCGUGGCGGGAGCGCGGACUCUAAGAGAAUGGACAGCUUUGUUUACCUGUAUGUGCUGCAGAGCAGUGCACAUUGAAGUCUUGGAACAAAUGAACACACCUUUCUUUGUGAACGCUCUACGACGAUUCUUUGCGUUAAGGGGAAAUGUUAAGGAGUUUUACUCAGAUAGAGGCACAAACUUUGUCGGCAGUGUAAGAGAGUUAGGUAUAAACUCUGUGAAUGUUGAGGACCUACCCAUCCAUAACCUACUUGUGGAUAAAGGAACAAUCUGGAGGUUUAAACCCCCCCCCCCCCCCCCUCAUUCCUCGCAUAUGGGCGGAACCUGGGAAUGUCUUAUAGGGGUUACGCGCCGUAUCCUGGACUCCAUUUUGCAAGAGAAUCGACACACUAAACUUACUCAUGAAGUGCUCACUACUUUCCUUGCGGAGGUUUCGGCUAUUGUCAACAACAGACCAAUCGUGCCUAUCGCAACCAAUUCAGAAUCACCUCAAGUGCUCACUCCAAAUGUUCUACUUACGCAAAAAAACAGGGGAUGUGUUUGAAAGUCAUAUGAACUUUGAUGUUCGCAACAUGUAUACAUCUCAAUGGAAAAUCGUCCAAAUUCUUGCCAACAGAUUCUGGGACUGUUGGCGUAAGGAAUAUCUCCAGUCUCUACAGCAACGCAGAAAGUGGACCGACACCAAACCAACUGUUCAAGAAGGAGACGUCGUCCUGAUGAAGGAUGUGGAACAGCAUCGAAACUUCUGGCCGCUCUGUCGCAUAAAACGUGUGUUCUCCAGUGAAGAUAAUCUUGUGAACUUGUAACAUUCAAGGCAGGAACAAAGAAAACUUAUGUGCGACCAAUUACCCAGAUCGUACCUAUAUUGUCCAGUCCAAGUUAAGUGUUCAGUAAAUGUUGAACAACUUGUACAUCUAUUAACUUUGAGUUAGUACCCUUUAUUUGUGCUUUCAUGAAUAUCCUCAGUUAAGGAUAAUACUAUAUAUGUAUUGUGUUCAAGGGUGUGAUAUUUCAUAUAAGGCGGGGAGUGCAGUGUUGCACAAUUUUGUUUGUUAGAGUUACCCCCCCCCCCCCUUUUGUACAUUGUUCCGGGUAUGUAAUCCUCUCCGGUUCAUUUUUUAUUUUGUUUACAUGAGGAUAGGAGGCCAUUUUGGCUGAUGUUUUUGUAGUUUCUGCUUGUUCCAAGCAUUGCAUGUGCCUUGUGGGUACACUCCUGCACCAUAUGUAAGUAAAACUAAGCAUUCACAUGUAUUUUCUUAAAGUAGUCUCUAUAACAUGUUCACAUAUUAUGACUGUUUGGACAGACUUAAUUUUUGGCAUAUGUCCAUGUCUUAAAACAUUGCUAUGUAUCGAGUCAUUUUUAGUAAAUUCAGUGCUACAGUUCAUUUCAUACUAGGAUAGGUUUAUCAUAUCUUGAUGUAUAUUAAAUGGGUUAUAAGCCAUUGUAAAGUUUUAUCAUGAAUGUAAAUUCUAUAAUUAUCCUCAGUCAAUUUAGGUAUAUUCUGCAUGCAGCUCAAUAGUGCAUAUAAUAUUCUUGUGAUAGCUUAAGCCUGUUUCUGAUCUAAUUUUAAUUUCAGAAUUUUGACUUGUAUUUGACCUAAUAAAUUGUUACCUUUUCAAGUCUGUCCUAUUUGUCUACAAUUGAUGUCUUGCUUAAAGUUAGGGUCAUUGUUUACUAUUUAACUGUUCUAUGAACUUUUUGUAAAUUUGUUUUUUCAUUAUUUUCAGUCUCUUACCACAUGUACAUUCAAUCAUUCACUUAAUAAAAGUGACCCACUUUGAAA